AUGCCCAAAGAGCUCCCCGUCCUCACAGUAGCCAACGCCACAACAUGGUCCCAAUGGCUCUUCCGCGAAGCCGAAACUUCUGUCGGCGUCUGGCUCACCCUGGCCAAAAAGGGCGUGACAACUCCCACUUCCCUCACCUACGCCCUCGCCCUGGACGAAGCGCUCUGCCACGGCUGGAUCGACGGCCAAGCCCGCCGCAACGACGCCUCCACCUACUACCACCGCUUCACUCCUCGUACGAAAACGAGUUCCUGGUCGCAGCGCAACGUCGCCCACAUCGCGCGUCUGGAAGCAGAAGGGCGGAUGACGGCGAGAGGGUUGCUGGAGGUGGAGAAGGCGAAAGCGGAUGGGAGGUGGGAGAGGGCGUAUGCGGGGCAAGCGGGUAUGGUGGUUGAUGGGGAGUUGCGGGCUGCGAUUGAGGGGGAUGAGGAGGCGAGGGCGGGGUGGGAGGAGUUGGGGAGGGGGGAGAGGUAUGUGUUGUGCCAGAGAUUGGGGGCGUUGAAGACGGAGGUGGGGAGGAGGAGGAGGAUUGGGGGCAUUGUUGAGGGGUUGAAGCAGGGGAGGGCAGAGGAUGGGGUGGUGGGUGGUGGUGUUGGGGUGGGUCCUAGUGGGAGUGCUUCUGUGAAGCCGACGAAAGCGGUGUCGAGCGCCACACCGACGAGAGUUGUGAAAGCGACUAGGAGUCUGCGUGACGGGUCGAGUGAGGGCAAGGACAAGAUACGGUAG
Saxophila tyrrhenica is the source of this 726-nucleotide messenger RNA. RefSeq lists its product as uncharacterized. The transcript has 2 exons. The record is from RefSeq and is a predicted model, not a curated record. Lineage: Eukaryota; Fungi; Ascomycota; Dothideomycetes; Mycosphaerellales; Extremaceae. The coding region runs from base 1 to 726 and encodes 241 amino acids.